Molecule: messenger RNA, 912 nt
Organism: Aspergillus melleus
Lineage: Eukaryota; Fungi; Ascomycota; Eurotiomycetes; Eurotiales; Aspergillaceae
Product: NmrA/HSCARG family protein
Exons: 3
Coding region: 1-912 (303 amino acids)
Source: RefSeq, a predicted model, not a curated record
AUGUCCAAAAUUCUUACCGUCUUCGGAGCCACCGGAAACCAGGGUGGCUCGGUCAUCAAGGCCAUCCUGGCCGAUCCGGCUCUCUCCAAGCAGUUCAAAAUCCGAGGUGUCACCCGCGAUCCCAGCAAGCCGUCUUCGCAGAAGUUGGUGGCUGCUGGAGUGGAGGUUGUUUCGGCCGAUAUCUCAUCUGUCGAGGGAGCUCUCCGCGCUGUUUCUGGCGCCCACACCGUCUUUCUAGUGACAAACUUCUGGGAGUCCAUGAAGAAGGAGGUUGAAUUAUCUCAGGGCAAGGCAGUGACUGAGGCAUGCAAGCAAGCUGGGGUGCAGCAUCUCAUCUUUUCCUCGUUGCGGAAUGUGACUGAGAUCAGUAACGGCCGUCUGCCGAACGUGACUCACUUUGAUGGCAAGGCCGAGAUUGAAGACUAUAUCAGGGCCAGCGGCAUCUCGUCCACAUUUGUCCUGCCCGGCCUGUUCAUGUCCAAUUUCUUCGAGUUCUUUAACAAGCAGGGUGACACUUACACGCUUGCGUGGCCGGUGAACUUGGAGAAAGCCCGCGUGCCGCUCUUUGACGCGGCCCAGGAUACUGGCAAAUUUGUGAAAGCUGCCAUAUCCAACUGGCCGUCAACCGCCGGACAGCGGAUCCUCGCCGCCACCGACUAUUACUCGCCGAAGAGAAUCGUGGACGAGUUCCAACAGGUCACCGGCUACAAGGCGCAGGCAGUGGAGGUUCCGUCGGAGACCUUCAAAUCCUUCCUUCCUGAACCCAUCGCGCAGGAGAUGCUGGAGAAUAUCCAGUUGUUGGAAGACCCGGGAUAUUUUGCCGGCGAGUCUUUGGAGCCGUCACUGAAAUUGCUGGACUCAAAGCCGACGCUGUGGGAGGAGUUCGUGAAGCAGAACAAGGAGAAGUUCUAA